This is a messenger RNA of Gigantopelta aegis, 1125 nucleotides long. RefSeq lists its product as uncharacterized. The record is from RefSeq and is a predicted model, not a curated record. Lineage: Eukaryota; Metazoa; Mollusca; Gastropoda; Neomphalida; Peltospiridae. The transcript has a single exon. Bases 1 to 1125 code for a protein of 374 amino acids.
AUGCCGCCCAAAACUGCUAGAGGAAAUGCCUGGACAGAUGCUUCAACCUUAUUUCUGUUGGGCUUAUGGACUGAAUUGCAUAUCCAGCAUCAACUUGACAGUCCCACAAAAGCGGAUAAGGCAAUUUAUAGAAAAUUAAGUGCAACAAUGAAGGAUAAAGGCUAUGACAAGACACCAUACCAGCUCAAGGAGAAGAUGAAAUAUCUAAAGAAAACGUACCGAAAAUGCAGGGACAUGCUGAAGAAGAGUGGACAGGGAAGGAAGUUGUGUACAUUUUACAAUGAACUGAAUGAUAUACUUGGCGACCGACCGGCGACAUGUCCGUGUAAGGUAAUUCAAAGCAUAGCCACAAACAUAAUUGACGAUCAUAGUGAUCAGAGCAGCGAUGAUGACGAUGUAGACAUUGCUGACCUCAGUGAUGUUGAGGAGAUCAAUGUCGCAGAAAUGCCGAAUUUGGACGACCAUGAUGUAUCUCGUGAAGCUUUUCCUUCCGUAUCCUCUUCGCCAGAAGAUAAUGUGAAGUAUGACGACAUCAACGAUCAACAGAAGAAAGAACAAGAAAAAAAAGUCAAGCAUGGAAAAGACAGAAACAUACAAAGUAAGAAAGAAAUCCCUCGAACAGAAAAAUCUAUGAAACGACCGAAAAAGACGAAGCUGGAACUUUCACUUCAAACGGUUAUGGACAAAUUUACUUCAUCAAAUGAAAGUUUAGAAACACAAGCGCAGGAAAUCGAGAAGAGAAAGAUCGAUUUGGAAAUGAAACGUAUCGAUGAUGACGCCCUUAAGAGAGCACACGAACUAACUAAACUGGAGAUGGAAGAAAGAACUAAACGUGAAGACAGAGAACAUCAGAUGCGAAUGUUUCAACUUAUGUUAAAUUGCCGUGAGACAAACUUUGUUCCACCAGCUUUUCCUCAAACACCAGUUCCUAUGCGGGCGUUCCAACCAAACAUGUAUGGCUACUUUCCAAGUCGUGACGCUACACCGCAACCGACUUCCACCCCAAUCUCGAAUGCUGCAUGUAGUUUUGGAGACAUCAGCAGCGACGGUACCAUCAGUCUUGGAACUGAUGACGACACCAUUCGUCAUGCAACCGACGACCACACCAGUUAUGUAAACCUCUGA